CACCAUUUUUAGAGUAAGGGGUCUGUGGAGAACUCACAGUAUUGAAUCACAGAUUACGUUGGAUUUCCUCACUUUUUCGAGCCCGAAUUCUUCCGAAAAGAUCACAAGAUGAAUGGGAAGAAAGACAGAAGCAGGCGGAACAAAAAAUCAGAAUCCCCAGCGACCCCGGCAACCCCAGACUCCAACCCAGGAAGGACCAGAAGAACAAAGCUCUCCAAAGACGAAGAUGCAACAGAUGACUUUGUGAGGCACAAAAAGUUACGGAACGCCAGCAGGAAUGGAAGCAGAAUGGCAGUGUCCAGUGACUCGGGGACCAGUGAACCGUCAUCGUCAGGAGCAAGUACACCAAGGCCUGGUUCCCUUGAAAUCCCUAUGAGAGAGACAAGUACAGAAUCAUCUCCUGUAGGGGAGGUCCAAGAACUGCCAAAAGGGAAAGGAGAAGUGGUAUCAAAGAGGUUGGUUGUUAAUAGUGAUAUUGUAAGUGCCAGGACUACAGAAUCACGGCAAAUGGUGCAAACGGUUACUGAAGUUAAGAGCAUGGCUGAAGUGGUCCAGGAUAGUGAAGAUGAUGAAGAAACGGACAGCGCCCUCUCUGGGGAUGAUGAAGCCAUGCAGUCAGAGUCAAUGAAUGAGCCAGUAUCUGCCUUGACUCCUGUCAGGACUGGUGUGAAGAGGCCGGGAGAGUUCCCAGAGUCUGCUACACCCCAGAAGAAGCUAGCUGUUGAUGCCAAAGAAUUGGAAGGCCAGAGGGUACUGGCGAGAAGGGGUGAAGCAUUUUCUCCUGGAAUAAUCAAACUUGUAAAAAAGAAGAGCAUUGGUGUGUUGUUUGAAGGGGACCAGGGCCUUACUAUGUUCAAUGAUGUUAUGGACUCCGAUCAGAUUUGUAUUGUCAGUGAUAAAGUGCCUCCAGUGAACACACUGAGUAAUGGGUCCAAAGUAUGUGUCCAGAGAGAUGGCAAAGGACAGUAUUUUGAGGCCUUUGUCAGGGAAAUGAGACCAAACUCCAUUUAUCAAAUUGUUAUGGCUUCUCAGUUACGAGAAGGCUCAAGUAGCAGUUCAGAAGACAUGACAGUCCCUCUUUGGAAGCUGAGGAUGUUACGACCUCCGUGGCAGAACCCUCCCUCUGGACCUGUUCAAACUCCUGGUGCAAUUGCCAGACAGCUGACGUACAGUCCCUUUGAAUCCAAGAAUGAAUCUAUUCCACUGCCUAAUCUGCACUUUGACUUGCAUAAAGUGACACCUCCAGAACAGAAGACACUUUCGGAUCGACUUGUCCAAGACAGGAAUGUCUUCAUCCGUGACAGGCACUUGAGUGGUGAAAGGAGAGUUCAGUUGCCUCUGGAGGAUAUUGGGUCAGAUGACGAGCUCAAGAACUUUGACAGGCCCCUGGAAUUCCGUGGACGACCAACACUUACUCCAGGAACAACUGGUACGUCCACCCCUGGUUCUCUCUACUCUCCAUUUGAGAGCAGCCUGGCUCGAUUACCUACCAGCUAUUCAAAUCGCAAAAGACACAUCAGCAGUGCCAGUAACGCAUCAACCAUCUCCAUUGGUAGCACCCAUUCCCUGACUCCUCCACCAAAGUACAAGAAGGGUGAAGUCAUCUGCAACGCCAAUGGAGUCCGCAAGAAGUUCAACGGUAAGCAGUGGCGACGACUGUGCUCCAGGGAAGGAUGCAACAAGGAGUCCCAGAGACGCGGUUACUGCUCUCGACAUCUUUCCAUGCAGGGUAAGGACCUGACAGGGGAAGCAUCUUCUGGCCAGGAGCAGGACUGGGACAGUGACUCAAGGUGUUCAAGUGCCAGGACUGUCCGCACAGGUAAGAUGGCUGAUUAUCAAUAUACAAUCCUGCACCUAAUUUGCACCUCACAAAAAAUCCCUGAAAAAUCACAAGCAAAUCAUCCCAUGCAUGGAAUAUGUGUGUAAUGGAUUUGUCUGAAAUGUUGCUGUGAUUUCUAACUCCCACUGGCUAAAAUUUGAAGUCUGUGGCACCUUUGGCUACAGGUUUUUAAUAGGCGAGACUAAAGAUUUUUUUUUAAUAUUUGAAGGGAAAGAGUGUUUGAGGUUUAAUGCAGCGCAUCAAUUUGUUUAUUUCAAUUAUUAAUCUCUUAAGAAUAGGGGAUUCCCUCCUUGUGCUCCUGCACGAUCAUAUUUCUUUGGUUUGGCUCACGAUUUUUGGUAACUAAUAUCUUGGUAUUUCCGGGUUUUCUUCGUGGAUUGAUACUUGCACAGAGUAUGCAGCAAGUAAUAGAACAAAUUACUUUUUAAUUUGAAAUAUGAAAAUUACAGCAUACUGGUCUUCAUGUAGCUGUAAUACAUAGUUACAUACAACAUGUAUAAUACUGUGCAUCUGGCAUAAAUUAUUUCUUUAAUGUUCAUGAAUAUAUUUUGCCUCUGGCUAAUCAGCCUGAGCUUGGUGAGCUGCCUGACAAUGAUUAGUCUGUUAUCGUAUUGAGUAUUUGGAUUGAAAAAAAAAUCCCUUUAAUAAACAAACUUGAAAGUCUUAUGAUGAUCUCAGGGAAAAAGAAAAUGGGGGGGGGGGGGGGGGCGGAGGUUGGGAGUUCAGGGCGAUUUCAACCCCCAAAGUAAGUGCGCAAAAGAGAACCAGAAAACCCUUUUCACUGCAAUGUUCAAUUUUAUCCAAUAUGGCAGUUUUAGGCAGUACUGUACCUUGUUUGUGAAAAGUGUUCCACUGAAAAAUGAAUGUGAGAACUACAUGUACAUGUAUAUUAUUAUUCAAAACAAGACAUGAUCAAUUAUAGUUCCAUGUUCAACUUUAAAACAUUUUUGAAAUAAUUUGUUGGCUUCCAAAGUUUAUGAAUUUGACUCGACCUACAUGGAGCUUCAUUUUUGCUAUUAAAGGUUAAUUCCAGUUCUGGUAACGAUCUCAAAAUGACUUUUUACAGAAUCUAAUAUAAUGACCACCCAAGUGUCUGUUUGUAUGAAUAAAAAAUAUGUGCCAAAGGAUUCUGGAAGAAAUUGUGUAAUUGCUGAGAAAUAAGCAAAAUAAAGGCGGAUUCUGUCACUUCCGUCGGGUCUUUAUUCCAGCAAUAAUAACACACUGUCCCAUGUGUGCCUAUCUGUGUUGGUGAUCUUCAGUGUGAUGUAUUUCAGCUUAGAUUUUAUGAUUUCACAAAGUUCAGUUUAUGCAACUGUACCAGAUCUAGAUCCACGAUGAUAUAGUCAUACUUAACCUUGGUUUUACAGACUUUCUCACAAAAUUAGUGUUUUACUGCAACUACCGGUACUGUCAUUUAGCUUUAAUGAGCUGAAUACAAAUCAGCUUUAUACGAUUUGAGUGUAUUGUAGUACAGUAUAAAGGAGCUUUUUCAGUACGUGCGCUUUUCAUGGAGUGAGCUGCUAAAUUUUCUUAAAUUUUUGUCAUUUCCUGGAUGGAAAAUGUACAACACCCACUAUACUCUGAAUAAUUUAUAUCACUUGUGGCCCUGGACCUCCUCUUCAUGAAGGCAUGCCUAAUUUGUACUUUGAUCAGAAAUGUUUUAAUAGAAAACUGCCUGAAUGGAAGCUAAAACUUAUUCAAUUGACAUUUUAAGGACCUUGUGAAGGCAGAUUUUCAGAGUGAUAUGAUAUGAGCACUGCUGCUAUGAUAACAUCAUUCACAAUUCUGUAAAGUGCAGUGUCAUGUCUGGGAUUUAAUAUGCCUGAUAGAUAAAAUAAAAUGCCAUGCAUGCAAGUUUUAAAGCGAUGAGAGACAUGUAUUCCUUGAAGCACUUCAUUAGAGCUGUAGAGUUACAUGACCCUCCCCUAAUAAUUUCUGGAAUAGUGAUUUCAGUGCUCUCAAAUCACGCCCCUUUACAAAUAGAAUUUUCUUUGAGAUUUAAUUUUCACAUCCAAGCGAGGCAAUUUCAUUUAAAGAUUUUUGGUCUCUCAGGGGGGGGGGGGGUGGGGAAGAGAUGAAAAACUCCCAUUGGCUGAGCACUGUAGAAAGUAGAAAUUUGAGGGGGCAUGACUCCCCCCGCCCGGCAAGUGGCCAUGCUUCAUCAUUCGAUACAUGUACUGUAUCAUCACAAUUUUGUGAUUUUAUACAUGUAGUUAUUCUACAAUAUUUUGGUUAAUAAUUUUAUACGCAUUCAUUCAAUUAUUGUUUGAAAUAAAUAUUCAAAACUAUAAAGAACAAUAAUUUUUUAAUUCAAUUGGAGAGCCUCUAUUUGUUUGCACUCAUAAAAUAAAGGAUAAGCAUUGAUUUUUUUAGUUUUCGUAACAGUUUGCAAAUUGGACUGUGAUAUGUUUGAUAUCCCGAGUCCUCUAUAUGUGCAAAUGACAUUGUUUAACAAUCAAAUAUUCACUGUGUAUUCACGAUAGUACUCAUUACAGUUGCACAAUAUCAAGCAGUCAGCACUUGUUGCUUUGAAUUUGUGUCUUAUUUACAUACAUUAUU
This is a messenger RNA of Lytechinus pictus (painted urchin), 4399 nucleotides long. Its product is annotated as protein capicua homolog. Gene Ontology annotation, biological process: regulation of transcription by RNA polymerase II. The record is from RefSeq and is a predicted model, not a curated record. The transcript is spliced from 2 exons. Lineage: Eukaryota; Metazoa; Echinodermata; Echinoidea; Temnopleuroida; Toxopneustidae. The coding region runs from base 109 to 1926 and encodes 605 amino acids. Gene Ontology annotation, cellular component: nucleus. Gene Ontology annotation, molecular function: RNA polymerase II transcription regulatory region sequence-specific DNA binding; DNA-binding transcription factor activity, RNA polymerase II-specific.